AAAAAUCGACCGCGAUCGAAGGUUUGAGAUUUUUCGUUUCGAAAGGAAGAAGGAAAGUGAGACACUGUAAAAACUAUAUACAAAAAACUACAUAGUUGCGAUAACUCGGCGUCGUAAAAAAAAAAAAAAAAAAAAAAGAACGAAUGUGUUUCUUUGUGGUGUAGCCGUGACACAGUUUACAGAACUCGUGACCACGAAUAUUUGAAAUUGAUCAUCACGGCCAGUCUCACGGUGUUGUCGCUCGCAUACUAAUCUAUAUUUUUGCAACAAUUAUCGACACCUUGCGCACUUGCGAAGGUUUACACUAGGAUAAGCAAGCAAACCUGUAUAGCGCGAGAUAAGAUAGGAGAAAAUAAAUUUACGAGGCGAAGUUAGACGGUUACUUUGCGUUUAGAUACUUGGUGCAGUAAUAAUAUUGAAUUCGCGGAUGAGAGAAGUGACGGUGUUUAAUUUUUCACAAUUCAGUUUCUCAAUAUUUUCCGUGCUGCAAUAUACAUAAAAACAUUUAAAACGUUUGUCACUCAUAUUAUUUUUAUCAACGAAACAAUAGCGAAGAUAAUUACCACUGCACCCCGUCUGCUAUUAAUUAUGACGACUCGAGAUACAAAUGAGGAUCAGCUCGACAAUCUACCGCACGUGGAAUGGAACAGCACGGCAUCUGGAGCGUCUGGAAAUCUGAUAUUCCCUUCUCCACUGAGCCCCUUGAAAUGUCAGAUAGCCGGUCAUCCUUUUAAUGGCGUAAAACACACUAUUGGCAUGCUGGUGUGCAGGAAGACUGGAAACGUGCUGAAACCGGCGACUAAAGUGAUCCUCGGAGAAAGAGAAAUAGCGUUCUACGAGAAUCUGAAGAAUUCCCGGAACCCUACAAUAGUGCAAUUAAAAAAACUCGUUCCAUGUUAUUAUGGCACGACGGAACUGUGGGUUUUUAACAAACGUACAAAGUUCCUCAAGCUUAGGAAUAUCACGGACGGCAUGGCUGAGCCAUGUGUGAUGGAUAUCAAGAUCGGCCGUCGCACGUGGGAUCCUCUAGCCACGCCCGAGAAGAAAGCAACGGAAGAACUCAAGUAUGCUGAAUCGAAGCGUGCUUAUGGUUUUUGUAUAACCGGUUUUCAAGUAUAUUGUCACUCCACUGGACGAUUAAAAAAAUUUGACAGAGAUUAUGGCAAGAAACUCGAUGCCAAGGGCGUCGUAGAAGCACUGAAAACUUUCUUGAACAUAACACCUGAGAGGCCAGCCUGUCGACAUUUGCUCUUCGAACUACUGUCAUGUUUGGGAAGAAUUAUGCUGUUCUUUCGCAUGCAGCGGAAGUAUCGUUUCUACUCCAGCUCGUUACUGGUCGCCUACGAUGCCAAAAAAUUGCGGGAACACUAUUGUGCGGAUAGUAAGGAUUCCAGUGAGCUUGCGAAUUCCAAGAUUGAAACUGUUUCCUUUUCGACAACAAGUACUUCUUUGAACACGAAUACGUCUGAACAGUCCGCGCCAACCGUACCUGUAUCCAGCGCAGGGAUAAACAGAGACUGGACAGAGGCGCAAAAAAAUAGACCAACGCUCAAAAGGAGCACAAGUUUCAAUACUGAACCUAUGCCGAUAAUGGGCGAACAGAUAUCCGAUCAAAGCGGAUCUUAUAAUCCGGAUUUGAAGAUGGAUCGGCUGUGUCAAUCUUGUCCGAGUCAAUUUUCGCUUCCACAAACGAACAACGUCAAACGUAAUGUAACGCAAGACAAUCAUGGUGUUCCAACGAACAAAGAAGAAUGCAGCUGGGUUAGAGUGAACAUGAUCGACUUCACACACGUCUUCCCGGCGGACGACAAUUCUGGUCUGGAUUUAAAUUACCUGGAAGGAAUCGAAAACCUGAUCACGCUCAUAAACACACUUUACAAACAGGCUCACAAGCGCGACUCCAAUCAAAAUUGCAGCGCCACAAUCGCGCAAUAAAGCUAUUAUACUUGAGGAAUGGUAUAUUAUUUGACGAUGUUCCAGAAAAUGAACGGAAGAGUUAGGCGGAGACGGUAAGAAUCUCCGGGCGGAUAGAAGUGUAGACAGUGUUGGGGCCUUGUCGGAUCGAGAUGGUGUAGGACAAAGGAGAAAGGAAUAAUCAAUUAUACAGAGAUCUCUUAUGACAAUUGUCAAGUUGAGAGAAGAUAUUAUUCACUACUAAAAGAAAAACUAUGUUGUCAUAGUUUUUUCGAGAGUAGAAAAUGCUGGAGAAGAAUAAAACGGUUUAUCGGAUGUCAAUGCACGGAAUACGGCACUUUUAUGCAAAUCUACGGCAAUGCGUUUCCUUUCGAAGAUCUUCGACAUUAUUUGACGCGGAGUCGAAUAGCGUAAAUAACGAGAAUUUUACCACGAAAUUUGGAAACGCAAAAUUUGGAGAAAAAAAAAAACAGCCCAAAUACACAGGCGAAUACAAUACAUUAACAAUCAUAAAUCCAAAUAGAUACAAAAAAAAAACGUCUUCACAGAAAACAAUAAAAUAAAAAGACUUUUUAUACUUUGCCAAAAGAAAAACUGUAUAAUGUAAUGUAUAGAAUAUCUAUAGUAGGAAUUUCAUACGCGUUUAAUUGUCCUUUAAUCACUUUAGAGAAAUAAAGAGCACCUCAUUGUAAAUGCCCGACAAUUGUUCGAAUUACGUUCGUACUACGACGAUAAUAAGUCGCAUUUUGUAAACAAAAACACAUUAUACCGCGAAUCGAUGACAAAAAAGUCUUUUUCAAAGUACCAUUAUUAUUGAUUUUGCCAUGUUACAAAUAUUUAUAUUGUACGCAUAAAAAAAUACAGAUUAUUGUAAUUAUACCAGCAGCAAUAAAUCAUUACGAUAUAUGUGUA
This is a messenger RNA of Pseudomyrmex gracilis, 2826 nucleotides long. It is a transcript of the gene Ipk2, whose product is annotated as inositol polyphosphate multikinase-like. The transcript has 5 exons. Lineage: Eukaryota; Metazoa; Arthropoda; Insecta; Hymenoptera; Formicidae. Gene Ontology annotation, cellular component: nucleus; cytoplasm. Gene Ontology annotation, molecular function: inositol-1,4,5-trisphosphate 3-kinase activity; inositol tetrakisphosphate kinase activity. Bases 589 to 1935 code for a protein of 448 amino acids. Gene Ontology annotation, biological process: inositol phosphate biosynthetic process. The record is from RefSeq and is a predicted model, not a curated record.